GACGCAGAAGCAACCUUCUGCUGUCAGUUCCCCACUGGAGCUUUCUCUGCGAGGAGCACUGGUCACUGUAGGCUUGGAAGCAAAAUGAAGCGAAGCCACAAUUACAGUUCGUCGGAUAGCGAUCUGGACGACAAUGUUGAGGUGGAGAAGGAUAGUGGCGACGAAAAUGGUCAACUUGAUUCCCACGGCUCGAUGUCACCCUCCACAACCACCCAGGUUCAAGCCAGAAAAAGGCGCAGAGGGAUAAUUGAGAAACGCAGACGUGACCGAAUCAAUAAUAGUCUGUCAGAGUUGAGAAGAUUGGUGCCAAGUGCUUUUGAAAAACAGGGAUCAGCUAAAUUGGAAAAAGCAGAAAUUUUGCAAAUGACUGUGGACCAUUUGAAGAUGCUUCAUGCAUCUGGUGGCAAAGGCUACUUUGAGGCUCAUGCUCUUGCUAAGGAUUAUCGCAGCCUGGGCUUCAGGGAGUGCCUGGCAGAGACAGCUCGCUACCUGAGCAUCAUAGAGGGUCGGGAGAGUGCAGACCCCCUCCGUAUACGUUUGGUGUCCCACCUCAGCAACUACGCCUCUCAGAGGGAGGUGCACACUGGACUGGAACACUUAGCCUGGGGCUCUGCCUACGGGGCCGCCCAUCUCCCCCACCCCCUCCUCCUACAGCACCCCCAGGGCAGGACACCUGCAUCCAGGAGCAACAGUAGCCCAUCCUCCUCCUCUUCUUCUUCCUCUACGUCUUCCUCCUCCUCCACUGAGACAUCUGGGACAUCCAGACUCAGUGUCAUGCCCCCCACAGAGUCCCUCAGGGUGCCUCCCAACGGCUCGCUGCCCCUCAGUCUGUCUCUGCCAACAUCCAAGCUUUCGCCACCACUCCUUUCAUCCCUCUCCUCACUGUCGGCCUUCCCCCUCUCCUUCGGUGCUUUCCCUCUGGUCUCCCCGACAGCCCUCAGCACAGUGAGCCCCUCCUCCACUCUGUCAAAGCCUUACAGGCCUUGGGGCACGGAGAUUGGGGCCUUCUGAAGCUAACAGCUGGACUGAAGGCAACAGCUGAGCUGUGCCCACCUCCACAGACUAGGCAGGACAACCUGCCUCAUCUGUUUUUUAUAGCAAUAAAACACAGGGGAACAAAGCAAGCUGAUUUUAUUUUGUUAAGUAUAAAGAAUAAGUGGGAGAGGUUGCUGAAGGGUGUCGUUUCCACUCAGUAUGUCAUUAUUCUUAUAAAGAAAGGAAUUUUAAAUGAUUUUAUGAUAUUCAUUGAAAUUGAUAACUAAUUUAGUUGUGCACUGUUUCCAGGUUGAGGACUGAUAUGAUGAUAUGAAAUAUGGGCCAUGAUUAGAUGUACUGUAAGCACAAAUGUAGAGGUAAUAUUUUAUAGACCACAUACUGAAACUUCUACAUUUGUCGAGCAUGAAUGUCUGUAUUUAACAUAAUGUAGCUUUACUUAAUUGGGUCUGCUUCUUUAGUGGUAUCAGAACAAUGUGCCAUUGUUGGAAAACUAACCACUCGAGAAUCUGAAAUUUGCGUUCUUGUACCUAUUUGUAAUAUUUUUGUACCAAUAAAUUGAGUUAAAUGUAUAAAACAUGGAUUUAAACCAAA
Molecule: messenger RNA, 1587 nt
Organism: Siniperca chuatsi (mandarin fish)
Lineage: Eukaryota; Metazoa; Chordata; Actinopteri; Centrarchiformes; Sinipercidae
Product: hairy/enhancer-of-split related with YRPW motif protein 1-like
Exons: 5
Coding region: 85-1011 (308 amino acids)
Biological process (GO): regulation of neurogenesis; Notch signaling pathway; anterior/posterior pattern specification
Cellular component (GO): nucleus
Molecular function (GO): RNA polymerase II cis-regulatory region sequence-specific DNA binding; protein dimerization activity; DNA-binding transcription factor activity, RNA polymerase II-specific
Source: RefSeq, a predicted model, not a curated record